Messenger RNA from Amphibalanus amphitrite, 1617 nucleotides. RefSeq lists its product as uncharacterized. The record is from RefSeq and is a predicted model, not a curated record. The transcript has 4 exons. Bases 161 to 1465 code for a protein of 434 amino acids. Lineage: Eukaryota; Metazoa; Arthropoda; Thecostraca; Balanomorpha; Balanidae.
GCUCUAAUUUAAAAUGUUUUCUUAUAUUUGCAAAAGUGUGUUCAAAACUUACGCCAUUUUGCUUGAUUUUACUAAAUUAAUCACCGUUUUUAUAAAUUUUCAUCAAAAUUAAUUUUGUUAUGCCUUGACUUUGUAUAAUCUAAAUUAGAAAUUUAUUGUGAUGUAUUUAUCGUAUUUUUGUUCACAUUUCUCUUGUUUGGCCAUCGCAGUUCUUCUCGUUUCGUUGAAUCAAGAAUGUAGGGCUGACGUCGCUGAAGAGACCGAGGCAGUGCGCGCCGCCGCCGCCAAGGAGCUGGUCGAUCACACGCACCCGGACAUCAUCGACAGGCAUGUGGUAGUCACAGAUCAAGGAGUUGAUGAAGCGGAAGCUGGACCGGGAGCCUGCAAACACUUUGGUGUGUUCUACAGGAACCGACAGCUGCUACACACGACCGUCACUUGUUUCAAGGUGCUGUGCUCCUCCGGCAAGCUGCGCUGGGUGGCCGACACCUCCUGUUGUCCUGCCGAAUCUGGUCUCCACCCCGAGUCGACCCGACAGCCAACCUCCGACCCGUGCCAGCUGCGAGUCUGCGAGGCCGGCCAGUGGACUCUGGUGCCCGACUUUGAGCGUUGCUGCCAGCACGAGAAGGAGUGGUUCCCAGUGGGCUCUAGCCGACCGAUGAGGGGCGGCCCGUGCACCUAUCACCUCUGCCAUGACGGUAGGUGGGAGGAGCACUAUAACACCAGCUGCUGCUUUGAUGAAGUCGGCUGGCACACCUCAGGAACCGUGCUGUUCACUGCUGACCCGUGCCGUACAAAAACGUGCCGGGACUCACACUGGACGGAGAGGGACACGUGCUGUAGUGAGCCAGCCACGGGGAGGAAGGUAGCCAGCGGCGACAUCGUGCGCGUGGACGGCUGCACGUACCAGCUGUGCCACGAGUCCACGUGGCGUCGGCACGUGGCGUUCUCGUGCUGCCAGCGGCGCGGGUUUCAAUACGAGGACGGCUCGCUGGUGAAUCUCGGCUCGGCCUGUCGCCGGGACCGCUGCGUGGACGGCUCGUGGCACGUGGUGCGCCGUGAGCACGUGGCGCGCGGCCCGUGCGCCACGGGGUGGCACCGGCUCGGACACCGGUGUGUGGCGCGGAUGGGAGAAGGCACGUGGCAUGAGGGUGAAGAGAAGUGUGAGAAGCACGACGGUACUCUCCUUGCCGUGGCAAACAAGGCGGGAUGGAAUGACUUGCUCCAUGUGAAAGAGAACAUCACUGUCUGGUUGGGUCUGAGGGGUCACGAGAUCACCGAGGGUGUGACUGAGUGGCACUGGCAGGAUGGUACCCCCCGCUCCGUACCCGUCCUGUGGGCUGCCGGGGAGCCUCAGACACUUCCCGGCCACGUCUGCGCCUACGUCCACCACGGCAGGGCCCACAGCGCCUCCUGCGACGAGCGCCAUCUAGUCUUCUGCGAGCGGACGCACUGCGAGCAUUAGAGGAACUGGUGGUUAUGAUAGCUGACGCCAGGUGUCACUGAGGUGCAUGAAGGAUCCGUCUGUGUUUGGACCGGAGCUUGUCGGAGAUGUCAUCUGGGUUGUCGUGACUUUCUUUUUAAGUGCACCUCAAUAAAUGUUUUCUGAUCUAGAAA